AUGAUAUCCUGAGGCCCAGUGAGUGGGAUUGGCUGUCUCUCCCAGAUAAUGGGGAGUCAUUUGCCCUGUCCCCCUUGCUUCUUUUCAUCCUCAAAGGAUCAGAGAAACUGGCAGCUGGAAGGAGGAGGCGGGAAGCCUGUUGAAGAACAUGCUGUCCUUAGGCAUCUAGCUGCUUGGCAGACCAGAGAGAGAGAGAGAGCCAUGCUUUCUGCUGGGAGUGGAGAGAAGCUGUGAACUGUGGAGGGAUGGGAGAUGGCGCAUGUUCAGGAGGGGGGCGUGGAGUUCUUUUAAAGACCUAAGUACAGAGAUGUACACUAGGGCUUAGUGAACACAAGCAGGGCCAGCACCCAAGGGUGAGAGGCUACUGUUAGUAUGGCUCCUACCACGCCCAGCUUCUGUCAGCCCCUCCUCAGGUUGCUUUUGACUCCUAACACCCAAGACUGCUGGGCUGAUCGGUCCCCACUCCACGAGGCUGCGGCCCAAGGGCGCUUACUGGCUCUUAAAACUUUAAUUGCACAAGGCAUCAAUGUGAAUCUGGUAACAAUCAACCGGGUCUCCUCUCUCCACGAGGCAUGCCUUGGGGGUCAUGUGGCCUGUGCUAAGGCCUUACUGGAAAAUGGUGCACAUGUCAACGGACUGACUGUCCAUGGGGCCACUCCCCUCUUCAAUGCUUGCUGCAGUGGCAGUGCUGCCUGUGUCAAUGUACUGUUGGAGUUUGGAGCCAAGGCCCAGCUUGAGGUCUACCUGGCUUCACCUAUCCAUGAAGCAGUGAAGAGAGGUCACAGAGAGUGCAUGGAGAUUCUGCUGGCAAAUAAUGUUAACAUUGAACAAGAGAUUCCUCAGCUGGGAACUCCUCUGUAUGUGGCCUGUACAUACCAGAGAGUUGAUUGUGUGAAGAAGCUUCUAGAACUAGGAGCCAGUGUUGACCACGGUCGGUGGCUGGAUACCCCACUGCAUGCUGCAGCAAGGCAGUCCAGUGUGGAGGUCAUCAAUCUGCUCACUGAGUAUGGGGCUAACCUGAAACUCAGAAACUCGCAGGGCAAAAGUGCUCUUGAGCUCGCUGCUCCCAAAAGUAGUGUGGAGCAGGCACUCCUGCUCCAUGAAGGUCCACCUGCUCUUUCUCAGCUCUGCCGCUUGUGUGUCCGGAAGUGCUUGGGCCGCACAUGUCAUCAAGCCAUCUACGCACUAGGUCUGCCAGAACCCCUGGAAAAAUUCCUCUUAUACCAAUAGUUGGAAACAUGUUGCCUGCUGUAGGACACUUAAUAUACACAUUCAGUGGCUUAACCCACUAUCCUAAAAAUCUGCUUACCUAAUUAGAAUAAAGCCUUCAUAAAUCCAAAUACUUGCGUUGAACAAACUCCUGGUUAGUUUAAUGGUUGCCAAGAGAUAACCAGAAACCUUUCAGUUUUUAACUCUUGUUAAUUUAAAAUCAAACUGAAAUAGAUGGAAAAUAAUAAUCUAUUUUUGGAUAAUUCAGGACCCUCCAGUAUCUGGGGCUGGGGUCCGCAUUUUGAAUACUGAAUAGACACACACACAGGUAGAUAAGGUUAAAUUAAACUACUUAAAGAAUGCCCUGGAUUCAGUCCUCCAGUAUAUUUUUUUAGUUUGUUGUUUUCCUAAAAUAAAUUUCUGUAGUGAUUUUGAUUUCUUUUAAUUUUUAAAAAUAUAUAAGUAACUAAGUAGGGAUGGAGAAAUGGCUGAGGAGUUACGCUCGCUGCUCUUGCUGAAGACUUGGUUUGGUUCCCAGAACUCACAUGGCAGCUCACAACCUUAUGUGAGCCCAGUUUCAGAAGUCCUGAUGCCCUCUUCUGGCUGCUACAGGUACUACAUGCACAUGCUGCAUAGACAUAAAACCACAUGUACACAUAAACAUAAAAAUAAAAAUAAAUGACGCUUUGAAAACUAA
Molecule: messenger RNA, 1906 nt
Organism: Rattus norvegicus (Norway rat)
Lineage: Eukaryota; Metazoa; Chordata; Mammalia; Rodentia; Muridae
Source: RefSeq, a predicted model, not a curated record